AUGUCUGCCGAUAUUUCUGGUUCAACCGAUUUCCAAAUUAAAUUCCUGGAAAUGGUGGAAAGAGAAAAAUUAACUCCUGAACAAGUAUAUAACAUGGAUGAAACAGGAAUAAACUUUAAAAUGUUACCAGAAACAACUUUUCUUAGCAGUCACGAAAAGUCGGCUCCUGGUUUUAAGAAAAAUAAAGAACGUAUUACAGUAGCGGUAAUAGGACAUUUAAAGAAUAUAAACUUGCCUAUCAAAGCAGUCCUAAUUUUGGACAAUGCACCAACUCAUCCUCAAGACCUGACCUGUCAUACAGCUGACAUAAAAAUAAUUUACCUUCCUCCUAACGUGACCAGCUUAAUACAACCCAUGGACCAAGGGGUGAUUGAAAGCUUAAAAAAACCGUACAGACGUAAACUUGUUUCCGAAAUUUUGCAAUAUUCGGAAAGUGAAGACAAGGGCCUUCUGGAAAUCAUUAAGAAAAUCAACAUUAAGGAUGUGAUCUACAUGUUAGCUAUGGCCUUCCAAGAAAUGCCUUCCGCUACAUUCGUAAAAUCUUGGCGAAAACUUUGGCCAGACAUCGAGAAACUUGUUGCGAAUGCGAAUCCUUCAGGGGGCGAGGAAGUAGAAAACGAAUCCAUUCUUCAAGAUCUUCAAAAGUUAUCGGGUAACGACACAAUGCAGCCAGAAGAUGUAGAGAAUUGGAUAAAAAACUGUGACGAGAAUCUUGAAAAUGAAUUUUUGAAUGACGAUGAAAUCAUAAUAUUAGCUACCAAAGAACCACAGGAAAAUGAUACUGAAACUGAUGACUAUGAAGAGGAGGAAAAAGUUUCUCACGAUGAUGCCAGAAAUGUCAUGGAGGUUGCUUUGAAGUACAUUGAGCAGCAACGGGAGUCAACUGCUUUAGACCUCUUGGAGUUGAACUUGGAAUGGUUUUAA
This is a messenger RNA of Anoplophora glabripennis (Asian longhorned beetle), 924 nucleotides long. Its product is annotated as jerky protein homolog-like. Gene Ontology annotation, molecular function: DNA binding. The record is from RefSeq and is a predicted model, not a curated record. Bases 1 to 924 code for a protein of 307 amino acids. The transcript has 3 exons. NCBI's taxonomy places the organism in Eukaryota, Metazoa, Arthropoda, Insecta, Coleoptera, Cerambycidae. Gene Ontology annotation, cellular component: nucleus.